Messenger RNA from Trametes versicolor FP-101664 SS1, 699 nucleotides. RefSeq lists its product as uncharacterized. The transcript has a single exon. The annotation marks the transcript as partial. The record is from RefSeq and is a predicted model, not a curated record. NCBI's taxonomy places the organism in Eukaryota, Fungi, Basidiomycota, Agaricomycetes, Polyporales, Polyporaceae.
AUGAUCGAGCGGUGGAACAAGGAAAUUGAUACGUACCUCACCUUCGUAGGUCUCGUUCCAGAUGCGGAUCGAACUUGUCUCACGGAAGAUGGACAGGCUGGUCUUUUCUCCGCGGUGCUCACCGCCUUCAACGUGGAGUCCUACUUGCUCCUGCAGCCCGCCACGCCCGACGCCACCCUACUCGCGCUACAGCAGAUCUCUCUGCAGCUCAGUAGCUUCUCUACUGGCCCUCCACCGGCCUUCAUCAAUUCGACCCAUCCGGCGUUGCAGCAAGGAACCGCUCCCGCGCCACCCAUUCCUCGCACGGCGAUCUGGCUUAAUAUCCUAUGGUUCUCGUCCUUGAUCCUCAGCCUCUCGUCGGCCUCUAUUGGGAUGAUGGUCAAACAGUGGCUAAACGAGUACGCCAGCGGCAUCUCAUCCGAACCGGGAGGCUCGCGACAGACCGCCCGUCUUCGACAAUUCCGUCUCAACAGCGUUAUCAGGUGGCGUGUCGGAGACAUCGUGAACACCAUCCCUGUUCUGCUGCAAGUCUCAGUGGCUCUGUUCCUCGCCGGCCUCCUGGUCCUGCUAUGGACCCUCCACCCUACUGUUGCGGGUGUGGCGUCCGUCUUCGCGGGCUCGUUGGGCACAUUCACCACCUUCACCGUGCUCCUCCCGUCGAUCAAGCCUGGCUGCGCGUAUCUCUCUCCCCCAAGCCUU